AUGGCGGUAAAAGUUUCAAAUGCAAAAUUCGAAGUUGAGAAAUUUGAUGGAAAAUUUUUUUUUCGAAUAUUGCAAAUCAAUGUUCGGAAUUUGCUAGUGCAACAAGUUUUACAUAUGAAAGGAAAGUUGAAGAAACCAGAAUCCAUGUCUGAUGAGGAUUGGGAAGACUUAGAUUUGACGGCUAUGAGCAUUAUUCGAUUUUGUUUAUUGAAUAAAGUGUUAUUUAAUAUCGUCAAUGAAGAUUUAACAUCAAGUCUUUCGCCGAAGUUUGAGAGUUUGUAUAGGACGAAGUCCCUCACAAAUAGCAUUGAUGGUGGAUCGGUUUUGAUUGAGAAUGAUGCAGCUUGCAAGACUAUUGGUGUUGAGACAAUUACUAUCAAGAUUUAUGAUGGAGUUGUCGAAACCUUGACUGAUAUGAGACAUGUUCCAGAUUUGAAGAAAAAACUUAUUUAUCUGGGUACCUUAGAUUCCAAUGGUUGCAAAUUUGUUGGAGAAGGUGGAGUUCUAAAUAUUCUUAAGGGUGCUUUAGUUGUGAUGAAAGCCAAGAAGAUCAGACCAAAUUUAUAUGUGUCGCUUGGGAAUACUAUAACAGAUAGAGCAUCAAUUUAUUGUAGGGUACAGUUUCACAUGUCAGAACAUACCACAAAAAGUAUUCUUGACGAUAUCCAUUCAGAUGUUUGGGGCCCUGCAUCGGUUAUCUACAAAGGCGGAUCUCUAUACUUUGUUUCUUUCAUAGAUGAUUUGUCUAAGAAGUCACAAAACAAAUAUGGUAGCAGCAACAAUAGUGGCAAAGUUCCCCUUUCAAAGUUGACAUCCUGGAUGAGGCUUGAUUGUAUAUCUAAGAGAGAUGAGCCCGGUGUCAGGGGAAGUGCAAGUCAAAGCACCGGUACGUCAAAGUUGAACUUUCAUCACCAGUUUCUUUAUACACUGAAUUCUGUUGAAUUUAUUGGUGCAAUCCCAGCUAAGAGGUUCAAUGAACGGGUGGCAUUUGAUGAUAAAUUACUCAUGAAAUCCCUUUACAAGGUUAUCAUUCAUAUAUCAGAAACUACUCCAAUCAUCGUAUACCUACGAGACAUUGAAAAGCUCUUAUCUAGAUCUGAAAGAAUUUACUCUUCGUUCCAAAAGAUGAUGAACAAAAUCUCGGGUCCGGUGCUCAUAUUCGGGUCAAGAAUACAUCUUCCCUCAUAUGAUGAAGAGGGCCGAAGAGUAAUUGAUGACAAAGAUGACAAGGUAUCAGAGCUCUUACGAUACAAGAUAGAAGUAAAGCCCCCCAAAGAUAUGAGCAAGCGGGUGAAAUGGAUGCUUUCUGUAGUCCACGAGAUGACGGUGAUAAAAGCUCAAGAUCAUAGAAAUCACAUAGCUAAAUUUCUUAAUGCCAAUGAUAUUGACUGUGAUGAUCUCGAUUCAAUAUGUGUCAACCAAAACACUGAGAUACUUAGAAGUAACAUAGAGGAAAUUGUGGUGUGCUCUCAUUACCUGCUGAACAAUACAGUUCCUAAGUACAGGAAUGGAAUGCUAGUUAUUUCAUCCGAAAGUCUUGUACAUGGACUGCAUUUAUUUCAAGAAGGUAAGCUCAAUGAAAAGGAUUCACCACAGACGGGAGCCAAUUCUAAAUCCCAAAAGGAAGUUCUUCAAGACAACAAGUUCGAGAAGCUACUGAUGCAAGAGGUUAUUGCUGCACAGGACAUUGAUGUCACCUUCUCAGACAUUGGAGCACUAGAAGAUACAAAGAGGAUCCUCGAAGAGCUUGUAAUACUCCCACUUAAGAGGCCUGAUAUCUUUAGGGGACGUGGUCUCUUAAGACCUUGUAGGGGAAUCCUUCUCUUCGGUCCUCCGGGUACCGGGAAAACCAUGUUGGCUAAAGCCAUUGCUAUAGAAGCUGAAGCUACCUUCAUUAACAUUUCCACGUCGACCAUAUCCAAUAAGUGGUAUGGAGAGGCUGAGAAGAUCACAAGAGCGCUAUUCAGACUGGCUGCAAAAUUGGCACCGGCCAUUAUAUUCAUUGAUGAGGUUGAUAGCAUGUUGGGUCGGAGGUCUAGUAACGACAGUGAGAGCGAGGCCACACGUUGCGUUAAGAAUGAGUUCACGGCCAAUUGGGAUGGAUUGGGCACAAAAUCUAAUGAGACGAUACUCGUUUUGGGGGCAACAAACCGCCCCUUCGCUAAAGAGAAGACCGAAGAGCUUAGCUUCAAAGAGCUUGCCUCCAUUACUGAAGGAUACACGGGCAGUGAUCUCAAGAAUUUGUGCACUACCGCAGUUUAUCGGUCAGUGCGAGAGCUAUUGAAGAAGGAAAAAGAAAAAGAAACGGAAAAAGGUGACAUUAAAUCUAAGUCGAAUGAGGAGCAAUCCAGGCCGUCGAUCUCUAGUGGUACCAAAAUGGCAAAGGAGCAAAAAGAAGUGAUUCCCCUCAGGCCACUAACCAUGGAAGAUCUACUCCAAGCCAAGAACCAGGUAAUUUUAUUUCUUGCCUCGGAGGGGAAAAUCAUGAGCGAGUUGCAGCAAUGGAAUGAUAUGUUUGGGGAAGGAGGCUCAAGGACGAAGCAGCAACAGCUCUCCUAUUUCCUUUAACCAUCCUAAAGCCAUGUCAGCUCCUAUCUCCCAAUGGGAGAGUGCCACGUCUCAAUGAGAUCCUCUCUCUCCAAUGGGAGAGUGCCACAUCUCAAUGAGAUCCUAUCCAAUAGGAGAGGGCCUGGGUCAUCAAGCAUUCUUCCUAGGAGCCAAGCUAAGAAAAAGUGAUCAUCCUUUUUAU
Amborella trichopoda is the source of this 2749-nucleotide messenger RNA. Lineage: Eukaryota; Viridiplantae; Streptophyta; Magnoliopsida; Amborellales; Amborellaceae. The record is from RefSeq and is a predicted model, not a curated record.